Messenger RNA from Gasterosteus aculeatus aculeatus (three-spined stickleback), 3065 nucleotides. It is a transcript of the gene ghrhrb, whose product is annotated as growth hormone releasing hormone receptor b. Gene Ontology annotation, cellular component: plasma membrane. The record is from RefSeq and is a predicted model, not a curated record. Gene Ontology annotation, molecular function: peptide hormone binding; vasoactive intestinal polypeptide receptor activity; G protein-coupled peptide receptor activity. Gene Ontology annotation, biological process: cell surface receptor signaling pathway; adenylate cyclase-modulating G protein-coupled receptor signaling pathway. Lineage: Eukaryota; Metazoa; Chordata; Actinopteri; Perciformes; Gasterosteidae.
CUCGCAGAUGUGUGCGCCUCUGCAGCAGCAGCGCGCUCCGCUCCGUCCGCGUGUUCCGGGAGGAGCGCACCGUGUUUGGAUCAGUCUCCUGCGCGCGUAACGCAGAGCGGGCUCGUGCUGCAGCGGACUCCGGAGAGACGUCGGCCGCCAACACUCACAUCGGGAAACGACCAACCAGCUUGGGAAUUUCUUAAAAGGAAGUGAAUUCUUAUUUUCUGUAUCAUCCGUGGAGAUGUUUUCACUUUUUUCCCCUGACGCGUAGUUUUCAAAGUGAGCCCGCUUGAGUGAUGUCAUUGCGCUGCACGCUGGUCGGCGGAGGCUCCUCGGGCAGAUGGAUGGCCACAUUGCUUCACUUGGUUCUGCUCCUGCAGCCGGUGGUGUGGGAGACGGCGGAGGCCAUCCACCCAGACUGCGCCCUGGUGGUUCAGCACAUGAAGGCCCAGGAGGACUGUAACCAGAUGCUCCAACAGGAGCAGAGCCACGACUCCACCAGGACAGGUUGUCCGACGGCGUGGGACGAGAUCCGUUGCUGGCAUCGUGCAGGUGUGGGACAGGUGGUCAGCGUCUCGUGUGCCAAUGUGUUCCAGCUGUUCGCUAGCAACCACGGUUACAUCUACAGGAACUGCACCGAGGACGGAUGGUCCGACCUCUACCCCUCCUACGAGGAGGCCUGCGAGUUCUCAAAGUACGAAGAGCCAGAGCCAGAGACGACAUACUUCUCCAACUUCAAACAGGUGUACACUGCCGGCUAUGCUACAUCCCUCAUCUCUCUCAUAUCGGCUAUUUUUGUCUUCACUGUGUUCAGGAAGUUUCACUGCACCAGGAACUACAUCCACAUCAACUUGUUUUUCUCCUUCAUCCUGAGAGCGAGCGCGGUCUUCAUUAAAGAUGGCGUCCUUUUUUCUGAUGAAAACCUGGACCACUGCUUCAUGUCUACAACGUCGUGUAAAUCAGCCGUGGCCUUCUUCCAGUUCAGCAUCCUGGCCAACUACUUCUGGCUGCUGGUGGAGGGCAUGUACCUGCAGACGCUGCUAGCUCUCACCUUUGUCUUCCAGAAGAAGUACUUCUGGUGGUACAUACUCAUCGGCUGGGGUCUACCAACAACAAUCAUCCUGGCGUGGAUCCUCGCUAGAAACUUCUAUGAUGACAAGGGGUGCUGGGAUGACACAGAUGUGUCUUUCAUCUGGUGGAUCAUAAAAGCUCCAAUAACUGCAUCGCUACUCGUGAACUUCAUCAUCUUCAUCAAUGUGAUCCGCAUUCUGGUCCAGAAGCUGCGAUCACCCGGUGUCGGGGGCAACGACGCUAGUCACUUCAAGCGGCUGGCCAAAUCCACUCUGCUCCUCAUCCCUCUGUUUGGGAUGCAUUACAUGGUGUUCGCCUUUCUGCCAGAAAACACAGGAGCAGAGGCUCGAAUAUUUAUAGAGCUCGGCCUUGGAUCCUUUCAGGGAUUCGUUGUGGCUCUGCUCUACUGUUUUCUAAAUGGCGAGGUGCAGGCAGAACUGAAGAAGAGGUUUUGGAAGUGGCAGACUCAGAGGUACCUGAGCUACAGCAAACGCCGGCGUACGUUGUUCACUGAAAGCAGCACAGUGACACAGAUCUCCGUCCUGGACAAAUCCAGCCCCAAAGACCAGCCGGCCUCAGAGACGCGUCCCCUCGCGCCCUGCGACGUGUCUGCCGUCUGAGGAGCAGCCGCCUCUACUCAGGUCCUGCUUUACAACACCUGCUUGCGUUUGGACUUUGUCCCGAGCGUUGAAUGUUACCGUACAUCUUUUCAGUUUAAAAGCUUUGGAGUUACCCCUCCUCCCCGUAGCCAUGACUACUAAAUUGUUUUUUUCCCCUUUCAGAAAAGUACCGAUGUCAAGUUCACAAAGAAUAUGUCUUCAAACAUCAGAUUUAUUUUUUUCAUUACACAUAUAAUGACACAUAUAACGACAUGAAGAAAGGUUUCUCAUUUGGAGUUUAAUUUUGAACAACUGUGAUUAGUUUACUUUGUCACAGCACCCAUGAGUCCUUUAAGGCUCAACAGUAAAGUGUUUGUGUUGCUCAUAUUUUCCCAUGCCGAGCAAUUCGUGAUAGAAAGUGUGCGUCAUCAAAACGCCAGUUUGAAGAUACCAUGUUAUUGUUGCUCUAACUCAUUCAGUGCCACCGGUUUAACAAUUAUAAACAGCAAAUGGAGCGUGUCCAUGUUACCAUCAGUGGUUCUGUAAGCAACAUGUUGCACAUCUGGAGCACUAGACUGUAAAAUCUAUUUAUUUGUCUGAUUACUGUUCUCAUGUUUGUGUGAAGUGACAGUUUCUCCAGAAUAAAUAAUCAUAGAAGACAGAUUAUGUGGGAUUCAACAACGUGCUUUAAAAUGACAGUUUGUGUUAAUCUUAUAUAUUGUAAAAUGUGGAGAAUAUUUGACUGUGUAUUCCUUUAUCUGUCUGCAAAGGUUUAGUAAUGCAGGGUCUGAUUGUUAACCGAGAACUUCUUCCCGCUGAGAAAUCAUGUGAGGAGACUUGUCGAGCUGCUCUCCAGUUACGGCUUGGCAUGUCGUACUUUCCAUCUAUCUAAUUGCGUUCUUCUGUGUUGACUUGGGAGACAAAUUACAGUUCACGUACAUGUGGACAUUUCAAUAUAGUGUUAUUCAUAGAAGGAAAUGCUGUAUUACUCAGCCACAAACCGCUACAGUGCCUUUAUCAUGCGUAGGACUCACUGUUUCUCUGCCGUUUGCAUUCAAAAUCUGUCUAACAAAAUCAUAUAUUUAAGAUUGUGAUACUACACCGUGUACUUGAAUCUUUGCCGUGCUGCAUAACGGAUGUGCUUCAGUGUUGUGUCCGAUUCAAAGUGACGACGAUUGAAAACAUUAUUGGAAAAACACAAAGCUUUCAUCACAUUUUUAAUUGUGCAGCGAGGACGUGGAGGAUGCUGAGCAUGUUUUCAUGUGAUGUUUCUUAAAGAAAGCUUUGCAUGUCAUGUCUGGGCUUUGCUUUUUAGAUUACACCCAUUUUUGGUCUCAUUUCUAUUUUCUUACUUGACAAAGUGACGUGUAAGUUUCUAUUGCAGGUCGCAGUUUACUACAUGAA